CUUCGCCACAACCCACACCGCUUGAAACCGCCUUCGAGAGAGGAGAGAGAACGCGUUCCGCUCGACGAUGGCGGCCGGGGUUUUGAGGGGCUACCUGAAGGAUGCGUCGUUCAAUAAGGUCGAGCUGAGAUGUGGCGUCGGGCCGAGGCGUUACAGCACGGCUUCGGAAGACUCGUCCAAGAAGGUGAUAAACAUUUCUUCACUGAAUACUCCUGGCCUUUGCAAACUUCAAGGAAGAAAACAACUGGAAGAACUUGUCAAAAAGGUGCAAGCUGCUCGUGAUGAGAUGCAAUGGGCAGAAGAGGGCCCACUGCCCUUGGUUGUGAAAAUUGCUCCCGACUUGUCUAAAGAGGAUAUUGAGGACAUAGCAGCUGUUGCUCUUGCUCUCCAUUUGGAUGGAUUGAUUAUAUCAAAUACAACUAUUUCAAGACCAGAUCCUGUAACUAGUCACCCAUUAGCUGGAGAAUCUGGUGGUUUAAGUGGAAAGCCACUCUUUGAUAUGUCCACUAGCAUUCUCAAGGAGAUGUAUAUUCUAUUCUCACUCAGGGGAAGAUUCCACUUAUAGGCUGUGGGAGUGUAAGCAAUGGUGAAGAUGCAUACAAGAAGAUUCGAGCUGGAGCAACACUUGUCCAAUUGUAUACAGCUUUUGCUUAUGAUGGACCUUCAUUAAUUCCACAAAUAAAGGCUGAACUGGCGGAGUGCUUGGAACGAGAUGGUUUCAAAUCUGUUCAAGAAGCAGUUGGUGCAGAUUGUAAAUAAGCAUUGCAUAGUUCCUGGAUUAUCAAUUGCCCAGUGAAUGUUCUGGCUGGUUGCAAGCACCAUCCGACCAUUGAUCCUACAAGCCAUCAGUCCCCAAGUCAUCUGAACGAGUUCAAUAAGUACAAUUUACACUGAAUAAGAUUUGGUGGUUUCACUUGUAUUUUUUUAAUAUUGACAAUUGAUCAGCUUUGGGUUCCAAACCUCUCGGAACAUGGUUCUUUCACCUCUCCGAACCAGGUAUGAAACUUUGGCUGAUAUAUUGCAGAAGAUAUUGAUACUAAAUGUCUUUGUUCACCGGAGCAGGAGCUGGCAUACAACAACAGAUCCGGCUCCUCCUCCUCCUGAAACUCCAUCACUUGUUCUUGCCCGUACUCCCUUUAGCCCUGAGUCUUGUUGAGUCGAGUUAACUCAAAAUUGCAUUACUGGUGAUUUCAAAUUUUGUAAUGUUCUUAUCACUGGUUAGUUUUACAAUACAGACUUCUAAACGAGGGGAAAUAUUUCAUGGCCUUUGAAUAUUUGCAGUUUUGUCGCGGAGAAAGGCAACAUUUUCAGUCAUUUUUUA
This is a messenger RNA of Musa acuminata AAA Group (dessert banana), 1321 nucleotides long. Its product is annotated as dihydroorotate dehydrogenase (quinone), mitochondrial-like. Gene Ontology annotation, molecular function: dihydroorotate dehydrogenase activity. The record is from RefSeq and is a predicted model, not a curated record. NCBI's taxonomy places the organism in Eukaryota, Viridiplantae, Streptophyta, Magnoliopsida, Zingiberales, Musaceae. The transcript has 8 exons. Bases 68 to 565 code for a protein of 165 amino acids. Gene Ontology annotation, cellular component: mitochondrial inner membrane; cytoplasm. Gene Ontology annotation, biological process: 'de novo' pyrimidine nucleobase biosynthetic process; pyrimidine ribonucleotide biosynthetic process.